This is a messenger RNA of Strongylocentrotus purpuratus (purple sea urchin), 1987 nucleotides long. RefSeq names its product late histone H2A.2.1-like. The transcript has 3 exons. NCBI's taxonomy places the organism in Eukaryota, Metazoa, Echinodermata, Echinoidea, Camarodonta, Strongylocentrotidae. The coding region runs from base 298 to 702 and encodes 134 amino acids. Gene Ontology annotation, cellular component: nucleosome. Gene Ontology annotation, molecular function: structural constituent of chromatin; protein heterodimerization activity; DNA binding. The record is from RefSeq and is a predicted model, not a curated record.
UGCUCUCUGCAAGUAAACGGUUCCAUGGAUUUAAGAUCGGAGGAUUUGCCGCCAUUUUUUAUUUCUCUAAAAUAUCUCGACCACACCCAAACCAUUUUAUGUUCUGAUUUUUUCCCAAUCAACUCCUACGUAUUUAGACAAUCAAUUUGUGUUAAUUCUUGCCAUAUUCCGUGCCGACAUCACUACUAAGUUUGCCAUUGAGCGAUAAGUUCCAGCGCAGAACAGACAGGCAGACAGGCAACGCUCCUUUUCUUAGUAUUUUGUGUUUGAUUUUGGCGGGAACAUUUUUGGAGAAUCAUGAGUGGACGCGGGAAAGGAGCUAAGGCGAAAUCAACCAAGUCAGUCACCCGCAGCUCCAGGGCUGGUCUGCAGUUCCCCGUCGGUAGAGUUCAUCGGUAUCUCAAAAAAGGCCAGUAUGCUACACGGAUCGGUGGAGGUGCAGCCGUGUACCUCGCUGCAAUCCUGGAGUAUCUCUCAGCUGAAAUCCUGGAGCUUGCCGGGAAUGCAGCCCGGGACAAUAAGAAAUCCCGAAUAAUCCCGAGACAUCUUCAGUUGGCCAUCCGAAAUGACGAAGAACUAAACAAACUCCUGAAUAAUGUCACCAUCGCAUCGGGUGGUGUGAUGCCCAACAUUCAAACGGUCCUCCUUCCAAAGAAGAGUGGUAAGGCAGCAAAGCAGACUGGACAGAGUAUGGAGUACUAGCUGCCUAGAUCGUCACUUUCUGCACCCUCUCGGCACCACAUCGGCACCCGCUCGUCACCUCCACAUGUCCUCGCCACCCCUCGUCACCCCUCGUCACCCCUCGUCACCCCUCGGCAUCCUUUCGCCACUUUCUCAUCACCCUCUCUGCACCCUCUCGGCACCCUUUCGUCACACUUACGUCUUCUGCUCGACACUCACAGGACGCGCUCCUCGAACGCCGUUCAUCUCGUUGUUUCGGUCCGCGGUGCCCCACACCUAUCACUGCGUUGCGUACUACUCCUUUCCCCGUAUUGUGAUUUCCUGAAGAAAGAUGAGCGUACACAUAUGGUGGUGUUUCUCUAAGAUCCUAAGUUGAACUUAUCUAUUAUGGAAAGCCGUUAGCAUCUUUAAAAAUAUUUUGUAAAAGUUAAUUCAAAAGGCAUAAAAUGUUGUUUCAAAUCAUUCAUAUUUUCUAUUAUCAUGGGAGAUGUCAUGUUCUUGAUGUGGAAUUCAUGAAAAGUCUAAAAUACAAUUUUCGCUUUUAAAUAUAUUUAAUUUUAAGGCUCUAAAUGGCUCUCCAUAAUGUUUUAAGUGCAACUUGGAGUUAAGUUCAACUUAGGAUCUUUGUGAAACACCCCCAUGGUUUGUUUGCUGUCGUCACCAAAAGCUCUUUGUGGGAGCGAGUAUUUGACUAUAGGGCUAAAUUAUAUCUCCAAUUUAUUGCGCUUUGUUAACGAAAGCAUGGCUUAGUUAAGAAUAGCCUUAGGCAGUCGGACUGAUGCAAUGGAAGCAAGCAAAUGCAUUCAAAAACAUCAAAAUAACAGGUAUAAAGAUACUCUUGCAGAAAAAUUCACUAAACUUUGUUUUAAAUACAAUUGUAGAAGAAUAAAUGUGGUAUUAUCUGAGAGUCUUUCAUGUCUUAUGCAUUAGUUAGAUUUGUAUUAAACCAUGUAAAAUAUUGUUACUUCCCACUUGAUAUCCAAAUCACAAAAACAAACUUUGGACAAAAUGGCCGACAUCGAGUAAAUAAAUCGUAAAUUAUAGUCGUAUUGCCUUUUAAAUCUUUUUGGUUCACGGGAGAUGACAUUUUAAAACCGUACUUCAGACGCUCAAGUCUAAUUAGAAAUCAGCUUUCUUCCCAUUAUCGCUCCCAUUUUCUUAUUGUAAAUAGCUGUGUGCAUAAUAGUAGUAAUCAUAUGAUGCGUUUUAUGUUUUUUGUGGUAUUUGGGUCUGUUAUGUAUUUUGUUUGACAAUGGUAAAAAAAGUGUUAUAUGGAAUAUCAGUUGAAUAAAGUUUUAUCAAUAAA